CUUCCCCUAUCGUCUACUAUGGCUGCUACACGAUCUCGUCAGCUGCUGCUGGACGUCUACUCCACCUUUCUCCAGGCAGACAAGUCCGCCUCAUUGAACACUUCGACCGCCUUGCCUGCUCUGGCGAGCCAGAUUGCUGAAGCUACUGGCAAGGCCAAGGAGCUCUUUGGACCCGAUGACUCGAGCAAGAAGGAUGUCGAGAGCUGGUUGAGCAAGAUUGACGCUGGUCAGGAGGGCGAUGUGCAGCUCCCUCCUCCUCCUCGACCACGCCUACCUGCCCUUUACCAGUCCCUCGAGAAGCAGCUCGAGUCAAAGACAUACCUUGCAGGAACAACGCCCACGGCAGCCGACAUUGCCCUCCUCGGCGCCCUCUACCCCACCGUCUCCGCGGCCGGUCCUUCUGAGCAGUAUGCCCACCCUUCCGUCUCCCGCUACAUCUCCCACCUCUCUCACCUCUACUCCACUUCCGAGGUGAAACCUUGGGAGCCGGCCUACGAAGGUAUGCCCGCCCUGCAGAGGAAGGACCCAGCUCAGGAGAAGAAGGAGAAGUCAAAGGCCAAGGCUGACGCGGCUAAUGGAGCUAGCAAGGAAGCCAAGAAGGCCGGCAAGCCAGAGGUCAGCGCCGUAGCUGGCGCAGCUGCCGCUGCUGGAGCCACCAACAACAAGGGCGAGCAGCAACAGCAGAAGAAGGAGAAGAAGGAAAAGAAGGAAAAGGCUGCAGCUGCUGAGGGUCAGGAGGGAAAGAAGAAGGAGAAGCCUGCAAAGGGAGGAGGUGGUGGGGGAGCUGCAGCUGAGCCAUCUGUUCCUAGCCCGGCCAUGAUUGAUCUCAGGGUAGGCAAGAUCGUCGACAUUCAGAAGCACCCCGACGCUGACUCGUUGUAUCUCGAGAAGGUCGAUUUCGGAGAGGCAGACGGACCACGAACCGUCCUUUCGGGGCUGGUGAACUUUGUGCCAAUCGAGCAGAUGAAGGACCGAUGGGUGGUGGGCAUCUGCAAUCUCAAGCCUCAAGCAAUGAGGGGCAUCAAGUCUCACGCCAUGCUCCUCUGUGCGACUGCUAAGGAGGGCAAAGAUGGAGGCGUAGAGCCGGUCUACCCACCGGAAGGAAGCGCUGUUGGAGACCGGAUCGAGGUGGAAGGGUACGAGGGCCAGGAGCCCUUGGAGCAGCUGAACCCGAAGAAGAAGAUCUUCGAGGCGAUCCAGCCAAAUUACACCACAACGGAUGCAAAGGAGGCUGCUUGGGUUGGGCCCUUGGUGGGAGCAACAGGGGAAGGAGCAGACCAGUCGAAACCAAGACUGCUCAGGACGGCAAAGGGAGUCUGCUAUGCGGCCAACUUUGCUGGAGCUACCUUGUCAUAGAGGUCCCAGGCAAUGCACUACCACACUUCAGAUCGAGCUCUUUAGACUUUGCGAUUGACUUGAAUGCGUGUGUGGUGCUCCUCUUGCUCCUUCGUUCUCCACUUGCCCUGCCCCUCGCUCCCCCACCAUCUUGAUUUGUCUCUGUCUCUUUCCUCCUCAUCGUCCCAUUUGGUCGCUUGCAUCGGCAUGUAUGGUCCACUUGGUCAUCCUCGCAUCAUGGGUCUCUUCUCCAACUUGGAGUGAAACCUCCCGACAAUGGUUUUAGUGGCCUAUCAAUCCCCCUCCCAAAAAGAAGGAGGACCUUUUCAGUCUUCCCCUCAAUCCUCCCUAAUUCCAACGUCCCUCCCCCAAGGAAGCACGAGAGGAAGAAGAAACGUUGUCCCUUUUUUCAUGGGAAGCAGAAAAAUGCAACAUGAUCCCACGCCCUAGGCCCGACUGUCGGGAGGAACAGAGGUCCCGUCGACC
Messenger RNA from Microstroma glucosiphilum, 1821 nucleotides. RefSeq names its product nucleic acid-binding protein. The transcript has 5 exons. Gene Ontology annotation, cellular component: methionyl glutamyl tRNA synthetase complex. Gene Ontology annotation, molecular function: tRNA binding. Lineage: Eukaryota; Fungi; Basidiomycota; Exobasidiomycetes; Microstromatales; Microstromataceae. The record is from RefSeq and is a predicted model, not a curated record. The coding region runs from base 19 to 1356 and encodes 445 amino acids.